Molecule: messenger RNA, 4764 nt
Organism: Gorilla gorilla gorilla (western lowland gorilla)
Lineage: Eukaryota; Metazoa; Chordata; Mammalia; Primates; Hominidae
Gene: TPD52L3
Product: TPD52 like 3
Exons: 1
Coding region: 2697-3119 (140 amino acids)
Cellular component (GO): cytoplasm
Source: RefSeq, a predicted model, not a curated record
UUUAAGUUCCAUAUGGACCCUGGAUAUUAGACCUUUGUCAGAUGCAGUUUGUGAAUAUUUUCUCCCAUUCUGUAGGUUGUCUGUUUACUUUAUUAAUAGUUUCUUUUGCUGUAGAGAAGCUCUUUAGUUAGGUCCCACUUGUCAAUGUUUGUUUUUAUUGAGAUUGUUUUUGGGGACUUAGUCAUAAAUUAUUUCCCAAGACUGAUGUCCAGAAUGGUGUUUCCUAGGUUUUCUUCUAGGAUUCUUAUAGUGUGAGGUUUACAUUUAAAUCUUUAAUCCAUCCUGAGUUAGUUUUUGUAUAUGGUGAAAGGUAGGAGUCCAGUUUUAUUCUCUAUAUGGCUAGCCACCUAUCUCAGCAUGAUUUAUUGAAUCAGGAAUCCUUUCCCCAUUGCUUAUUUUUGUUGACUUUGUCAAGUAUCAGAUGGCUAUAGGUGUGUGGCUUUAUUUCUGAGUCUCUAUUCUGAGUCUCUGUUCCAUUGGUCUAUGUGUCUGUUCCAUUGGUCUAUGUGUACCCAGUACCAUGUUGGUUUGAUUACUGUAGCAUGUUUCCAGCUUUGUUCUUUUCGCUUAGGGUUGCUUUGGCUGUUCAGGCUCUUCUUUGGUUCCAUAUGAAUUUUAGAAUAGUUUUUUUUCUAGUUCUGUGAAAAAUAACAUUGAUAGUUUGAAAGGAAUGGCACUGAAUCCACAGAUUGCUUUGCACAGUAUGGCCAUUUAAACAAUUUUGAUUCUUCUAAUCCAUGAGCAUGUAAUGUUUUCCAUUCAUUUGUAUCAUUUACGAUUUCUUUUGGCAGUGUUUUGUAGUUCUCCUUGUAGAGAUCUUUCAUCUCCUUGGUUAGAUGUAGUCUUAGGUAUUUUAUUUUUUUGUGGCUAUUGUAAAUGAGAUUGCAUUCUUUAUUUGGUUCUCAGGUUUAACAUUAUUGAUAUAUAGAAAUGAUACUGACUUUAUAUCCUGAAACUCUACUGAAGUCAUUUAUCAGUUCCAGGAGCCUUUUGGUGGAGCCUUUCGGGUUUUCUAGAUAUGGAAUCAUAUCAUCUGAAAAAUAAAUAAUUUGACUUCUUAUUUUCCUAUUUGAAUGAGAGUGUAUGUCUUGAUGUGGGAUCUGGAAACUAAGUGUCUGAAAAGCUCAGUUUUGCUAUGAGAAAAAAAACCAUUCUCUAUCAAAAGGAAUCAAGGCUUAAUAAAAGAUUUCAUAUUUUACAUUGAAGGAUGAGGAAGCUUAUAAAGAAAAUAGGCAUCAAGGUUGGUGGUUGAAAUAAUACAGAGAAGUAAAAUCAAGUGCAAGUUCAGAUUUGGUGAUUUGGAGUCUCAACUUUGAAGAGACAAUGUGUGUUCUAUAUUAUGUAGCAUAAUUCAGGGAUUUCUUUACCCUUUAGUCUCAGGUUUGAAAGAGGAGUUCUGAUUCAGAGUCUGGGAGUGUUCCUGAAACCACUAGUGUUUCUACAGGCAAUAGAGGAAAAGUCUACCCUCUGGAACAAAUUGGUUUUUAGGGAGUCCUUGCUGCCCUAUUCAGGCCUUUAAACACAUAGCCAAAUCCUCCAUCAGUCUUCAUGUUUACAAGAACAAUUCUCACUUUUUAACUUAGGGAAACACACCACUCAGGACAAGGCAAUAAUAAACACUACUAAAUUAUGUGAAAGGGUUAUAGAACAUAAACUCAAAGGAGGGCUGAAGUUGAUUUGAAUGCACAGCUGGAUGCUUCAUUGUAGCCACAUAGGCAUGAGUAGGGCAAACUGCUGAAAUUUGCUGAGGAUCAAAUUAUGUUCCACAAGAUCAUGCUCGCAAGAAUUACCAGAAUAUCCAACAAAAUCACUAGAAUCUAAGACUUGCUCAAGAAUAUUCUCUGAGAAUAGGCAGCCAUAGAAUGAGCUAAGUGAAGCCCGACCACAAGACCUCACUGGAUUAACGUCCUGAUUUUUCCAUUGCAUAAGUUUACUCUCGGCAGAAUUACGGUUGGGGGGAGGUUGGGGUGGGAGGUUAGCGGGGGAGAGUGGAUCCACACUCUGAUAGAUCCUAUUUAACUAGUUUUACUUUACUGUGCAGACUACCUCCCACAACAGGUAACCUUGAAUGUAGGCAGACAUGCUUCCAGAAAUGUGAGUGGAGGUAGGGCGGAAUAAAGAAAAUGCAACUGCAAAACUGAAAAUUCAUAUUUGCACAAUCAUGUUUAAAUGAUUUUCAAGUGUUGGAGCUGGUGUGGUGGAAAAGAGUUGCCUGACGCUUUGGUUUGAAGGCCAGGGCUUGUCAUUUACCAUGUCAGGAGAAAUUCCUCUCUUUUCGACAAUAAUCUCCGCACUGCCUACCUCAGGAGGUCCUCGCGAUGCCAAAAUGCCGCCAGUGUGGGUUGCGCCUCAGCUGAGCACUGAUUCUGCAGCCUAGCGGUUUGGGCGGGAAGUCCCACCUCCGCAACCCUGACCAGCCCGGCUCCCCACCCCCACCACCCGGAAGUGAACACCACGAGCUAGCGUGUCUACUUCACAGGCCAGGUCGUCAACUCAACUGCCAAGGUGUCCAUUGUACCAGCUGGGCCAUGGAUCCCUCCCGCCUGAAAUCUGACUCCACCCGCCAAGAGUCUGAGCCUGCAGGCCUAGAUUUCGACUCUGCUGGCCAACAUUAUUUCUCUGCAGCCCAAUAAUUCAACUCUUUCUACCAAGAAUUGGACCUGGACUCUCUUAACGAAGAUCUUCUUUCCCAGUCCAUGCCACAUGCCAGGACAGAGACCUCUGUGGGCACAUAUGAAUCCCACUCGACUUCUGAACUGGAGGAUCUGACAGAGCCAGAGCAAAGAGAGCUCAAAACCAAACUCACUAAAUUGGAGGCUGAAAUUGUAACCCUACGCCACGUACUAGCAGCCAAAGAGAGACGCUGUGGGGAACUCAAGAGGAAGUUAGGCCUCACCGCCUUGGUAGGGCUGAGACAGAAUCUGUCCAAGAGCUGGCUUGAUGUUCAGGUCUCCAACACCUAUGUGAAACAGAAGACAUCAGCUGCUCUGUCCACCAUGGGCACUCUCAUCUGCAGGAAGCUUGGAGGCGUGAAGAAGUCGGCCACAUUCAGAUCUUUUGAAGGUCUGAUGGGGACAAUCAAGUCCAAAGUCUCAGGGGGCAAAAGAGCUUGGCCCUGACUGUCUUUCUUCUGCGGAGGGUGGGGUUGAUCUGCUCUCAGUUUUGGGGAGUGGGGAAGACCCACUCCAGAUUCCGGAGAGUGGGAAUGAGCCACUCCCAGUUCUGGAGAGUGAGGAUGACCAUCUCCACUUUCUGGAACCAGAAUGAGCCCCCUUGGUAACCUUGCCUGGUACUAAACCAGUGCAAGAACCCCCUUCCCUUAUUACAUUUGCAACUCUGCCCAACAAAAACAAGCAAGCAAACCACAAUGGUAAAGUGGUUAAUUCAGGAAAUUGACAGAAUCCAGUUUUGAGAAAAGAACACAGAUAUUUGCUACUUUUAAGAUAGAGAACCCAAAGUUUUGUACCUGGUUAUUUUUCACUUAAGUUUGUAGACGAAAUGUGCCAUUAUAUUAGCUUUCCUGAGACUGUAUCUAAUGGGCAAGUCAGUGGCUCCAGAGGGGUCUUAGGCCAAAGCCCAAACUCUCUUUUGGAAAACUAGCUUAUUAGAAAGCCAAAGUAGAGUUCUGUUUAAGCUUGAAAGAGGUAUGAAGUAAUCUGUAGUGUUUUUUUGGUUUGUUUGUUUGUUUUCCCUUCCCCAUUUCCUUCCUUCCCUCAGUCUCAAAGUCACCUUGAAAGCUUCACCUGGCCUACAACUUUUAUUUGAAAAAGAUGAUCAAGAAAACUUCAUCUUCUCUGAGACUCAGAAAAAGAGGGGAAAAUAGUGGUAGUGCACUAAUUGUUACAUUACUAACACAGCUUUUGUAAAACUCGUUUGUUUUCAAAGGUCUGGACUAAGCAAAACAACAGUGUCAGUUUAGGAAAUUAUUACUACUUUGAACACAAACUGAAAUUGCAACUUUGCCUUGUGCUUUGUUUAUAAUUUCUUUAUAUAUCAAAAUGAGUGUUUUAAAGUUUAACCCUUGAAGCAGCAUGUCUUUGCCAUAGCAGCACUUCACUUAAAAGGAAGAAAUUGCCUCUCUGGCAGCAACUCCUAGUUAGUUACCACCUCCAGCUGACGGGCUGGAGGAAAACAGGUAUAGCCAAAUUCAAGAAAGAUAAACCCCUGUCUCAAGGAACAUUUUAAAAAGAAUGUCUGUCCCCUGUGAUGCUGGCUGUUAUGCCUUUGAAUGGACCUAACUAUACAUCUUUGCUCUUAACUCCAAGUCUGCCCUUCUUUUUAGGAAACCCUAAAUGAGAAGGAAGCAGAAUAUAACCCUCUGGAGAGUUCAAAACAGUAGGAACCUGGACGGUGCUUGUUUGAAUUUUCUGAUAUCUGAUUUUCACACGAAUAUACUUUUUGUUUGUUUUCCUUUUCCAUUUUCAAAAUGCCAAGAUCUGGGAGCCUCUUUCACUCCUCUAGACACACUGCCUGAGAUAGAAGUUUGCAUCUUAUUGGCUGUGGGCAGAGACUAGGACCCUUAUGGGUACAUUUCAAUAACCUCUCACUGCCUAAAAUGGUAAUCCCUCCAGCCUAAGAGGAUGAUUCUAUUUUGUUGACUCUUGAACGCUCCCCCAACAUUCCUUUGGUUUUCCUAUAAGCAAAACCAAAUACCACUAUAAAUACAAAAGCAUUUGGUAAACUGUAAAGUUACUCAUGUAUCCCAACCCUCCACAGAUUUCUGAAGACAAAGUUUUGCUUGGAUUAAAACAAGAUGUUUUACUA